Messenger RNA from Lampris incognitus (smalleye Pacific opah), 1799 nucleotides. RefSeq names its product chromogranin B (gene chgb). Bases 116 to 1759 code for a protein of 547 amino acids. NCBI's taxonomy places the organism in Eukaryota, Metazoa, Chordata, Actinopteri, Lampriformes, Lampridae. Gene Ontology annotation, cellular component: secretory granule. The record is from RefSeq and is a predicted model, not a curated record. The transcript is spliced from 7 exons.
CUCCACAGAGGGGGGGGGGGACGGAAGUUGUUUCCCGGCACCAAAAUACAGUCGUUACGCUAAAGCGGGGUCUGUUUUCAUCACGGUGGACGUAGCCUCCCGCCGAGCCACCGAGAUGAAACUUGUUGUCGUUGUCGUCGCAGUAGCGUCUAUUUUUACAGAGCAUCUCGCGCUUCCAGCCGGAAACCAGGGGCAGAAAGAAGACGUGGUAACACGGUGUUUGGUUGAAGUCUUGUCCAAGGCUCUUUCCAAAUCUGAAUCUCAUCCAGUGGAUCAAGACUGCAAAGAAAUCCUCCAAGCAGGAGUUAAACCGGCCCCACUGGACAAGAAGAAUGAAGAUGAGGAAGUCAAAGGGCAUAGAGGUGAGGCUGAUGUGAAAGACAUAGAGGCACUCCUGAAGACUGUGGAGGAAAAGAGAGAGACCCCCGAAGAUGAGCGCAGCCAGGAAAACUGGGGUCUAGAUGAUGAGAAGGAGAAAAGAUCAGAGGAGAGCGAGGAGAGAGACAAGAGGUACUGGAGGCCUGGAAGAUACCAUCAGAAAAAACACAAGCGUGAUGAAGAACUGUCUGAAGAAGAGAGGGAUGAACCUGAGGAGGAACGUAGCCAGGAAUCCUGGGAUCUGGACAAAAGGCACGAAAAGGAGGAGGAUGAGUACAGAGAUAAACGAGUUUGGAAACCCACACAUCGUUACCACCACAAGAAGAAGCUUCACAAGCGUGGUGACAAACCUUCUGAAGAGGAGGAAGGUGAUGAACGCAGCCAGGAGUCCUGGGGUCUGGAUGAUGAGAGAGACAAGAGGGACUGGAGGCCAGGGAGGUACCACCAAAGAAGACACAAACGUGAUGAGGAGCUGUCAGAGGAAGUGAGAGAUGAGCCUGAUGAAGAACGCAGUCAGGAGUCCUGGGAUUUUGAUAGUGAAAGAGAAAAGCGGGACUGGAGGCCUGGACGCUACCACCAAAGAAGACACAAACGUGAUGAAGAGCCCGAUGAAGAACGCAGCCAGGAGUCUUGGGGUCUAGAUGACGAAAGGAACAAGAGGGAUUGGAGGCCUGGUCGCUACCACCAAAGAAGACACAAACGUGAUGAAGAGCCGGAUGAAGAACGCAGCCAGGAGUCUUGGGGUCUGGACGACGAAAGAGACAAGAGGGACUGGAGGCCUGGGAGGUACCACCAAAGAAAACACAAACGUGAUGAAGAGCUGUCGGAGGAAGCCAGGGAGGAGCCAGAUGAAGAACGCAGUCAAGAGUCCUGGAGUCUAGACAAGAGACAUGGAAACGAGGAGGAGGAAAGAGAAAAGCGUAUCUGGAAACCAACGCAUCGGUACCACCAUAAGAAGAAAAUUCACAAGCGUGGUGGAGGCUCCUCUGAAGAGGAGGAUGAUCAACUAAGGAGUGAUUCAGAGGAAUAUGAGGAAGAGAAAAGGCAUGAUGAUGAGGAGGCAGCCAAGGAGAGGAACAGGGAGGAAGCUCUGAGGUAUCUGGUGGAGAAGCGCAAUCCCUGGAUAUACCGUGGUUUCUACCAUCCUGCCUGGUAUAAAAGAGACUCAGAUGACCACACUGCAACAUCACAUAAGAUGGAGGAACUGGCAAAGCUGUUGAGCCAUAAGAUGAACCAGCUGGCCACCAAUUCCGAUCAAGAAAAGAAGAGCACACACGAGGGGCAACUGACCCCUCAGGAGGAGAAAGAGCUUGAAAAUUUUGCAGCCAUGGAUAUGGAGUUGCAGAAGAUUGCUGCCAAAAUGCAUGAAAACAGUGACUGAGCGGUGACAGACACCAUUUCAAACCACUACUGGCAGAUAC